AUCGAUGAAAAACCAAAGUAGGGUUUCUGAAAAACCGCUUUCGUGUCUGCCUCUCUCUGUCUCUCUCUUUUCCGUGUCGUGUGUACUUCUGCAACCCUUGUACUGUGAAGCCUCAGCCGUUUUUCGAUAUUCAUCUCGGAUUCGACAAUCUCAGGUAGACGAGAACCAACGGAGACAUGAAGUCUACCAUUCGUAAGGCAACGCGAGAACAAGAGGCCCAAACACGCAACCAACGGAGACAGGAAAUCAAUCAUCUUAAGAACAAGAUUCGAAAAGGAUAAGGUUUUGUGGGGGUUUCUGAUUCUGUCUCUUUGAAUGGAAGCUAAUGUGAUGCCGAUGGUCCAGAGAAUGGCUGCUUUUGCAUUUGCUUCUGCCUCAGGUCUGCUUCAGACUCAUCCCCUAAGAAGAGGUACUCUGAACAACUUCUUGCAUUGUUCCUCUGUCUUAAGCUGUCGGAGAUCGGCUUUUUCCGAUGUUAGAGACCGCAAUAUGUCAUACAGAGAUAUAUUGAGAUGUGGGGUUCAUGAUUGUCAUGCCGAGUAUGUUGUUGAUUUGUUCGAUCAGAUGGUUCAGUCUCGUCCCAUACCUUCCAUCACCGAUUUUACUAAACUAUUGAGUGCAAUCAUGAAGAUGAAACGGUAUGAUGUUGUCAUUUUCCUCUACAAGAAAAUGGAAUUGCUUGGGGUUUCACAUGAUAUCUACUCUUUGAAUGUUCUCAUCAACUGUUUCUCCCACUCUCCUCAAGUGUUUUUGGGUUUAUCUGUCGUGGGCAAAAUCUUGAAACUCGGUUAUAAGCCGAAUGUAGUCACCUACACUACCCUAGCUCAUGGUUUCUGUAUCCACGGAAAGAUUUCAGCGGCUUUAAGCUUGGUUGACCAAAUGGUGGAAGAGGGAUACAAACCUAAUGUUGUAACAUUUAGUACUUUGAUCAACGGGCUUUGCCUUGAGGGUAGAGUUUCUGAAGCAUUGAGUUUAUUUGAUCAAAUGCUAAAGAUGGAUUGUCAGCCCAAUGUAGUUACAUUUGGCAUUCUUAUAAACGGGAUCUGUAAGGCAAGAGAUUAUGCAUUGGCCAUGAAUCUACUCGAGAAGAUGGAGGAAAUGUAUAUUGAGAUCAAUAUCGUAAUUUAUAAUACGAUCAUCGAUUAUCUAUGCAAAGUCGGACACGUGGAUGGUGCAUUGAACCUUUUCGGAAAGAUGGGUAGUUGUGGGAUUGUACCAGAUGUAGUAACUUUUAAUUCUAUAAUAAAUGGUUACUGCAAGGCUAAUAGGGUCGAUGAGGGUAUUAAUCUCUUUUAUGAGAUGUCUCGAAGAGGAUUGGUUGCUGAUGUAGUUACUUACAACAUCCUCAUCCAAGGGUUUUACCGAGUAGGCAAUCUUGGUGCUGCCCAAAAGGUUUUCAUGGAGAUGCAGUAUAAGGGUCAUAGUCCUGAUCUUGUGACUUACAUCAUUUUGCUUGAUGGACUUUGUAAGAAUGGAAAAACAGACAAGGCACUUUGCUUAUAUAAUAAGUUGGAUAAGAGUGGGAUUGAUCUCCAUAUACCUCUCCAUAGUUGCAUGAUGCAUGGUUUGUGCAAGGUUGGGAGGGUUGACGAAGCGUUGAUAUUAUUUAAUAAGCUUCUUGACAGAGGGGUGAAGCCGAAUGUUAUCAUGUAUAACAUAAUGAUAUCCGGACUUUGUGGGAAAGAUUCACUCUAUGAAGCCGAGAAGGUAAUUGGGAAGAUGAAAGAGGAUGGUUGUUUUCCCGACGCUGGUAUGUACAACGCAUUGAUCAGGGGUCGUCUUAGAAGUCGCUUUCCAUUGAUGGUUAUCGAGCUGAUACGAGAAAUGCGGAGCAAUGGCUUUUCUAUGCAUGCAUCAACCUCAAAUAUGAUAAGGGAUAUGGUAUAUGGAGGUAUAUUGGAUAAGGGGGUUUUGGAUCUCCUCUCUUAGUAGAUGUAAGUACUAAACGGUUGAUGAGAAGAGCCAACAUCGCAUGGUUGUAUGUUUGAUGAGAAGAGCCAGAAACUUCAAGCUAUCCAGACAUCUUUGGAUAUUCUGAGUGUUUUGAGGUAAGAACACUAUUGCCACUGGAGCUUCAAUCCACUCUGAAGCAUGAUUUCAGAUGCCUUUUCAUGACAAAUCAUUCCCCUCUUGUUGGGAAGUUGCAUAAGAUUCUGAUGAAAAUGUUUGUCAAGGCAUGGUAAAAUCAAAGACUCAAUCAAAUCGAGCCUCGUCUCAGAAAGUUUCAGAAACUCAUGGCUCUUCUGUCGGAACUCGGACAUCACGACCAACUUCAAAAAACGAAACAGCAGCUCGAGGGCAUGGAGCAGAGGCAGUAGCAAAUGAUGUAUUGAGGCUACCUGAAAUAUAGUAGACGUACCUACAGAUAGUUUCAUGGAUCCGGACACAGAUUCUGGCGUUUUUGUGGACCCUGAUUUGUUGGUGAAUGGUUCUGUACCCUUUGACAUUGAUGACCUUCCUCUCGAUCCAGACAUUGACCCCUUGAUAUAAUACUCUACCCUAUUACUGGAGGACUUUCUCGCGUCAAGCCCCGUGUCUGAUGAUAUGGAUUCAUCAGCAACAGCAGAUGUUAGAAUUGAGAACAAGGAGACCGAGAAGAAGCAAAAUGGGUGGGACAGAGCCAAACAUAUGGACAAGCUGACCGAACAGAUGGGUCUUCUCUCGCCUGAGAUCAAAGACCUACCCAGGCAAGAGCCAUGAUCCUUGGGUGUUCCGAGUGUUUUGAGGUAAGAACACUGCUGCCCCUGGAGCUUCGAUCCACGCCGAAUCAUGAUUUCAGAUGCCUCUUCAUGACAAACCAUUCCCCCCUUGUUGGUAGAAAAUCAAAGGUGAGAGAGUCUGUGUUUGUGUCUCAUUUGUUACAAGAAGAAGCAAUGCAAUCCGUGCGUCGAAAGAGGUCAGAAUCUCUGAUCCCGCUUCCUCGACAUCUGAAAGAAACCAAUCUCUGAUCCAUCAUUAGCUGUCUCGGUUUCCCUUACAAGCUCUGUAAUGUUUUUUGUAGCUUUCGGAGAAGGGAAAAUGAAAAAAAAAAAAAAGGGCUAAACUUUCUCGAGCGAGGACUAUGAGCUGAAGCCGAGGAGGAGCUGCUCAAAGACUGGAGUUGAAGAUGGCAAAGGCUUUUGUUUAAUAUCAAUCUGAUUAGGGUUUUGCUGAGGAUCUUUUAUUUUACAAAAAUAAUUACGUAAAUUUUUUCUACUGUUUUUUAUAUUUCAUUCUUUAGUUAAAAAUUAUACCAUUCGAUUUGAUUA
This is a messenger RNA of Tarenaya hassleriana, 3248 nucleotides long. RefSeq names its product putative pentatricopeptide repeat-containing protein At1g12700, mitochondrial. The coding region runs from base 316 to 1929 and encodes 537 amino acids. Gene Ontology annotation, molecular function: protein binding. The record is from RefSeq and is a predicted model, not a curated record. Lineage: Eukaryota; Viridiplantae; Streptophyta; Magnoliopsida; Brassicales; Cleomaceae. The transcript has 7 exons.